AAACAAAUAUGUCCAAUUUAAGUGAAAGUAAUUUCCAAAUAUUUUUAGAGCAAGUGCAAAAACAAUUUUUAUGUUGUUAUCCUGUACAAUGUAUUCAAUGGCAGAAUUUUCCUAAACAUUUAAAUUGGGAUCAGCAAAACAUGCUAAUAGAUUACACGUAUAAAUGCCACCUGAAUCGAGAAAUGCCUAUUAAAUUACAAUAUCAAUUAAAUUUCCUGAAGAAACUGAUUGCUUAUUUAGAGCAAGACUGCUCUGAGAUACAUGAUUCGAUCUAUGAAAGCUUUUGCGAAGCGCAACGAAAAAUUGUUAGUCAGCCGUCAGAGAAAUUUGCUUUUAAACAUUAUGUACUGAGCGAGAAAGUCCAUUUCAGUUUAAAAGAAUCAAAAAGUUUUGUGGCCGAUGGUACUACGGGACUAUGUAGCUGGCAAGCAGCAUUGGCCUUAACGGACUAUUUUCUACACCACAAAGCAAUACUUUGGAAUCGACGGAUUUUAGAAUUGGGAUCUGGUGCCGGCCUGUGUGGUUUGAUAAUUUAUAGAUUAUGUGAGCCAAAACAUCUUUUAUUAACUGACGGCAGCUUAUCGUGCCUAAAGCUUAUAGAAGAAAAUAUUAAACGUAACUUUCUACACAUAGAAGAAACAAUAGAUAACAAAUGGCUUAUGAAUGAUCAUAUUUUGGAAUGUUGUUUGGUAGACUGGAAAGAGAUAAAUUGUGUGAAAGAAGUGAAAACAAUGCUGCCAGAUAUACUUUUAGCUGCGGAUGUUGUGUAUGACAGCAGUGUUUUUGAUGAUUUAUUACACGCCAUUGAUUACGUGUUUAAUUUAAAACAGAAUAAAGUAAAAAUGUUUCUGGCUGCUACUGUUAGAAAUCAAGCAACUUUGAAUGGUUUUCUUAACAAAUUAGGAAAUCUUCGUUUUCAAGUAGAUAACGCCGAAGUUAUACCUUUAGAAGAGAGUUUCCUUUAUUGGGACCGCUUAACGCCGGUUAGAAUUUUAAUUAUAACGAGAUAAUCGUAAGCAUAUGCAUUAUAUACAAACCAUGCCACGGCAUCAUACCACUGAAAAGGUAGGAAAUGUUUUCCAAAUCAACUCAUCAUCAAAAAUUCUACUUUUACAAUGGAAAAAUGCUCCAAGAAGACUUGCAGCGAGCAAAACGGGCGCAUUAUAUGUAACAUUAUAUGUAAUGUCAUCAAUGUUCAAAUACUCUCUUUAAGAAAAGGAGCAAAAUUUUACAUUUUAAUUUAACGCACAUAUCAAGGAGGUUCUAUACACGAAUAUAAAUUUUUAAGCAUAUUUUUUACUAAACAUUCAAACUUAUGGAAUAGAUUAUAUCGACCACAUUAGCCAGACGUAAAUGUUGCUCUCAAUUAAAAAAGUCCAUAAAAUUACAAUUAAGCCAAAUAUAAGUGAAACUAAACAAACAAAUAUUGAGCUAAAAAAUACAAAAAUUGGAAGAGAAACUAGCCAAGAAGUAAAACCAUUAGAUCAUUUCCACAUCCACAAAACAAAGCAAACAGUAAAUCAAAAUGUACCAGUAAAGAGUAGUCGAGUGUUUGCGUUUAUAUCCCUUCAUUUCAGUUUCUUAAUAUACUCGUAUCAGUACCAUGUUUCUUAAUAUACUUAACGCAUCCAAACUUAUUGCUGCUUCAUUCAAUCUUUACAUUUUUUUUUUUUUUAAUAUAUCACUUAAUGUCAGCGCUCACCUAUAAAUUACUAGCUUGUCAUAAUAAUUGAGGAGUGGUCACUUCUUUAAAUAUAAAAAUAAAAAGAUUCAAAAUGACAGAAUUUUUUUAUUAAAGUUCGAUUCUUUAUGCCAUAUAGAUCAUGUCAUCGAUAUACUUAUAGGUUUACAGUUAACCUGUCGACUAUGCACCCGACACAGACAGGAAUAUCGAAAUGAAAGCAUUCUCUAGAAAUGGCUUUUUGCUUAUUUUAUUUAAUGAAUCCUGGAAAUAUCAAUCAAAAUCUGUCUUGAUUAGAAGCCAAAGCAUCACAAUGGAUGCAAAAAAUGUUAGAUACAUCACAGCAAGGUGAAAUGUCCACUUUUAAGAAUUUGCUAGAACAAUUAAGCUUAUUGACAAAUCUAUAAAUGAAAAAUAACGUAACCUACAAAUCGUCGCUGUUAUUGUCUUCAGGAUCGACAGAUUAGACAGUAAUAAAAUAUUCAUAUAUUUUCGUUAUUAUAUUCUUUUUAGUUAAAAACACAAUUAUUAACAACUAAUUGCUUAUAGUAGGUAUGGUGGCGUCGUUUAAACAUCCAACAUUCAAUUGUUCGAUUUGAUGUUUUUGAAAUAUAGAUACGAUACGUUCUUGGCACUUUCAUGCCUACGACCAAUGCCAAUAAUGAAACAAUUAUGAUGAAAACAAAACCCUGAGACAUUAAUGUGCUAAUAUCCGUAGAAUAAAAAUAUGAAUUUUUCUGAUUCGAAACAAAAUAAUAAUAAAUCAUACCAGUCGCUAAUAAUUUUAAAGCAUAUGAUGCAUAAAUGACUAAUUCGUUGUAACGAAAAUGCGCUACCUCUACCAAAAUGAUUUGUAAAUUUGAAUAAUUUAUACCGAAGCAUAAAAUAAUUAGCCAAAAAGGUAUACUGGUUUUUACAGAAUUACACAUAAGCAUUUAGGUUGAAUCGAAUAGGUUCUGCCCGUCGCUAUUCAGGAGUUCGUGACUAACAUAACAACAUAAGAAGCCGACAUGCAUUGUGCUAUGUAUUCUAUCAUGUCUUUCCGAUAAGUCGCAGAAAAAAGUUCAACCCUUUGAACCUGAUGUCCACUUGCUUUCAUAAAGUAGACCACCAUAAUUUUUAUUCCCAAAUUAAACAAAGCCGUCGCUAAAUUCCCCGUUAAAAGACAAAGCACAGAGUUGCUUGUAAUAAAUGAGAUAAAUAGUCCAAAAAUUGGUCCGUAGCCAAUUGAGGUGAUGUUAAGAUUACGUGCAGCCACAAACGCAGAUAUCGUAUAGCCGUACGUACACUAGCGUACACUAGGUAAAAAACUAAAACAUAGGCUUUUUUUGCGAUUAAAUGAAUUAAAAGCUUACAAAGGUGGAACUGGAAAAACAAAGAGAAGAACAUCGCAUAUAUUUACCCAGGAUGCAAGGAGCAUAUAAAAAUAAUUUGUAAAGAAAAUUUUGGCAAAUGUCCGUCAUUGUUCAAUACAUAAAUUCGUUUUUAUGAUAAAUUUUGAAAAUUGUAUGCACUCUCGAAAUAAUGGUGCAAUGAAUUUUUAAUUGAAUAUUCAUAUUCUAAAGUUUUAAAUCAAACUGAGAGAGAAUAUCUAAAGUGCUUUUUUCGCAGUCACGGCUCUUCUGAUAAAACUGAUAAGAUAAUAUGAAAAAAAGACAUUAUUUUCUUUUUGUUGCAAAUAUUUAUCUAUGUAUGAAUCAAUUUGAAGCGAAUACUGGACACGCCUUACCUGGUCACGCUAAACUACUUAUAAAGCAAUUCUUCAAUUAAUUCGUUACAAGGUUAUCAUGACGAUGGCAUUUUUCGAAAACAACUUAUGCACAAUGUAAAUAUACAUACUUGAACGCUUCAAAAGAACUUUUUUGGUUUCAAUUAAAAUGUAGCGAUCUUAUCUAUUUUUCAGCACAGAAACGCAAUAGUAGUAGGAAUAGUAAAAAACGAAGUUAAUGCGAAAUAUUUUUUGGAUUUUUUACAUGUGACAACUGUUACGAUCAAUUUAAUAAGCUUGUAAUCUUUUAGUGAUCAAUGAAAAAGAGUUCAAUUACAUGAUAAGUCUUACAAGCGAUUUUCUGCCUUUCUCUCUUUCAGGGUAUGUCUUAUUAGUAACACAUGUGGUUAUGGAUAGAAUUGCUUAGUGGACGACUUAAUAAUAGCACUUCAUAUAUUUAUAUAAAGUUCUACGAAUUGAUU
This is a messenger RNA of Glossina fuscipes, 3871 nucleotides long. Its product is annotated as protein-lysine N-methyltransferase EEF2KMT. The coding region runs from base 9 to 1010 and encodes 333 amino acids. The record is from RefSeq and is a predicted model, not a curated record. The transcript is spliced from 3 exons. Lineage: Eukaryota; Metazoa; Arthropoda; Insecta; Diptera; Glossinidae.